AUGCUGUCUCGACGGCACAGGACGCGUAGUCCUCACAUAUUGACGUUUUUGUGGGCAGCACUAACGGCAGCUUUACCACCUCCAGGUGCAGCAGACGCAGCUAUAAGCAACACCAACUUGCCACAAUGCGGAUCCCCCCCGACUGCCAGCUGCGUGCUGCAGCAAGCUGUUGCCCUACAAGAAUGGGGAGUAAACAUAAGGAGACAGCUGCAUAGACACCCGGAGCUUAUGUAUGAGGAGGAGAGGACAUCCGCAUUGGUGCAGGACGUGCUGACGGAGUUAGACAUAAAGUACACGGCUGGUUGGGGCAGAGACAGACGGUCAUCAAUCGUGGAUGAGUCUUUGCUAGAGUCAUCUACUGAGCGAGGGGAUGGAGAGGAGCUGCAACAGAUGCACCAGCAACAGCAACAGCGGGAACGGCGACAGCAAGCGGACAGUGGGCUUGAGGGGACAGGAAUUGUUGCCGAGAUCGGGACGGGGGAUGCCCCAUGUGUUCUACUUCGAGCAGAUAUGGAUGCUCUUCCAAUUCACGAGCAGGUGCUGUCGCUGGUUCUAGACACGCAAAGCUACUGCAGCCGCCCGUAUGCUUGGCUGCACGUUGUUGCUGCCGUUGCUCUAACUAAUAUGCUGGGUAUCUUUGAUGCUCUAGGUAGUACUGACGUACCUGUGCCUUUCUUCACUGCAUUUGCUAAGACAGACAUGUUGUUUCAGUUGCCUGCUGAGGAGGGGGGUCAAGGUGCCAAGAUGAUGCUCGAUGAGGGUUUGUUAGAGCGGAAUCCUCGGCCAAGUUUGGCUCUGGGGUUGCAUGUGGACCCGCAGCUCCCGACCGGUUCUUUAGCUUCGAGAGCGGGGCCUCUGAUGGCUGCCACUGGAAGCUUCCACUUUGAUAUCGUUGGAUUCGGCGGUCACGGGGCGAUGCCAUCCCAGACUCAUGACCCUGUUACUGCAUGUGCAGCCGCCGUGCAGAACAUUAACAACUUUGUGGCAAGAGAGAACGAUUACUCAGCUGUUUCUUCUGGAUUUGUGUCGGUCACGCAGAUCCAAGCUGCCUCAGCAGUACUCCCGGAGGGUCGAAUGGAAGUUAUGGAGCCGACGUACGGCGGCGAAGACUUUUCUUUCGUGCUGAACAAGCUUCCAGGAGUCUUCGCGUUUAUUGGGAUCGGAAGCGGGUCGCAGAAAGCAGGGAACGUGCCAACUUCUUUCGGCCUCCAUCACCCGAAGUUUGCUGUAGAUGAAGAAGCAUUACAUUUGGGUGCGGCAGUUGAGGCGCAGUUUGUCUUUGAUGCAAUCAACCAUUUGCGUGAUCACCAGAUUCAGCAGGAACGGCAAGACCGCGGCGAAGAACUAUAA
Messenger RNA from Eimeria maxima, 1350 nucleotides. Its product is annotated as amidohydrolase domain-containing protein, putative. The record is from RefSeq and is a predicted model, not a curated record. Lineage: Eukaryota; Apicomplexa; Conoidasida; Eucoccidiorida; Eimeriidae. The transcript has 6 exons. The coding region runs from base 1 to 1350 and encodes 449 amino acids. Gene Ontology annotation, molecular function: hydrolase activity.